AGUAUUGUAGAAUAUUCAAUGUAGUUGUACCUUGUACUGAAAAUAACUUAACAUCAAUUUAAACUAUUUUUGUUCAAAUGAAUAAACAAUAAACAGUAGCAACAUAUUUUUACACUUUUACAGUAUACACGACCUCAAAUCACACAAGUGCUCAGAUUUUUUCUAGAGAACAACGCAAUCAAGUCGAAGUAAACAAGUCGUAUCGUGACCAUGUCGGAACCGGCAAGGAAACGAGGAGUACUAGCCGGCGGUGAACCGAGCACCAGUAGUGAUUCAAGCACCAGCAGUGAAUGGACCACCGAUGAUGAUUCGAGCACCAUUGAAUCCAACGAUUCCGAUGACAAUAAUGAUGAUUUGGUUUCGUCUGUACUUAAUGUUGAAUUUGAAGGGCGCAAUCCACAAUUCUCAGAUUUUCCUGGCGUUAAACAGUUAUUACAACAGCUGUUCUUAAAAGCUCCUGUGAACCUGUCUGAUUUAUCUUCAAGACUGAUUACUCAACCUGGCAUUGGCUCAGUGAUCAAGCAAGUUCAUGAUGAUGAUGAUGACGACGACGAAGAUGAUAAUAGCAUUGUUGAUGUUAACCAAGUAUACGGAAUAACUACAAUUCUCAAUAUUUCACAGAAGACAAGUGAAUGUGUAGAAAAUUUACACAAACUUAUGUUGGACUUGAGCAACCAAUUUAGUGAUAGUGACACAACACGAUUUGUAAACGGAUUGUUGAGUGAUGAUACAAAACAAGUUGGGUUGUUAAUAAAUGAAAGAUAUGUUAACAUACCCCCUCCUAUUUCUGUGCCAUUAUUUCAUGCUAUCCGGAAGGAAUUAUUCAGUUUAAAACCUAAAGACUCGUCAUAUAAUUUUGAUUAUCUUAUUUUGAUAAGCAAAAUAUAUAAAGCGAAGAAAGAUAAAAAGGAAAACAAAAGUUUUGAAGGCGCCACUGUAUUUUGGUCAAAUGCUGAAGAAGAGUUCUUUGAUGAUGCAGCAGAUUACAAGUUUGAGUUUUGUGUGCAAAAUGACAAGGGUACUGGUCUGGCAGGUAACUGGGUAGAAUCAGAUCCUGAAAUGGUCCCAUUUAGACGUGUUCUGAUUUUCACUAUGGAAAAAUUCCUUUCGGUAACUAACACACUGGCAUCUUUUUUGGAGCCUGCAGGUACUGUUUACAACAGUGCAUAUAAGCCUGGAUCUAUAUGAAGACUAAUCUAUUGUUUAUAACAAUAUAUUUAUACAUUUUUUUUAUCAAGUUGAAUUAAAUUGGGUUGUAUUUUUUUUUUCAAAGUAAU
Melanaphis sacchari is the source of this 1277-nucleotide messenger RNA. RefSeq names its product protein BCCIP homolog. The record is from RefSeq and is a predicted model, not a curated record. The transcript is spliced from 6 exons. Lineage: Eukaryota; Metazoa; Arthropoda; Insecta; Hemiptera; Aphididae. Gene Ontology annotation, cellular component: nucleus. Bases 211 to 1188 code for a protein of 325 amino acids.